UGCAGAAAGUUGAUGUUAUUUCUGCCAAAUUUCUUGCAGAAAGUCGAUGUUAUUUCUGUCCAACUUCGUGCAAAAAGUCGAGUAUUUCUGUUAAAUUUCUCACAGAAAGUCGACUCAGUUUCUGCCAAAUUUUUAGCUCUCCCGCACUCCCAAAAACAAUCGGGAACCCUGAUCGACAUUUUUAUUUUUGAAAUCGAAAAUAGUUUAGUGAUACUUUUUGAUUCUUGUUAGGUACAGCAUUAAAAAUUCUUUUUGCUGAAAAUCCAAUACAAUUACAACGUUCAGAACUUGUUUCACUUAUUAAUGGUUUUACUCAAUUAUCUACGACAGUCGACGUAUUUGAUCUUGUUAUGUUUUAUUUGCGCUCAAAUAUGAAUAAUCAACAUGAUUUAUAUGUCUAUUUUCAGAUGGCUACUAGUGUUAGUCCUGCAUCAUCGCCGUCAAGCACUCCAACGAAUUCGAGUAAUCUUUCAAGUUUUAUACCAUGUCCACAUACAUUUGUUGCUACAAGAGUUAAACAAAAUCAUACAUACGAUGGUACCUUUUCGGACACUCAUCAACGACCAAUUGUUCCGCGUGUAUGUCGUCUACGAACAAAUAAUAAUACCAUGGCUAUCUAUGCACUUGUUGAUCCAAUGGAUACAAAUAUGAUUGCAUCUGAUGUUUGUGUUAAUAUGCUUGUUGAACAAUUAAGUCAAAUAUCAUUCGAAGAUGAAUCAUAUAAAAAGAAAAUUAGUGAUAGUAUGCAACAAAUUUUUUAUGAAACAGAAAAUCGUCUAUUACAAAUGACAUUUGACCAUGCAGAAGAAAAAGCAACAUUAACACCAACAAUUGAUGCUACUGCUGAAAAAUGUUUACCUUCAUUAGAUGAAGCUCAAUCUGGUGCUUUUUUAUUUGCUGCUACUGUUACACAAUCAAAUGUUUACGUUGCAUAUGUUGGAACUAUUCGAGCUUUUCUUAUAACGAAUAAUAAUGGUGAGUUACGUAUAUCUAAUAAUCGACCACAAUAUUACCAUAAUGGUUCAUUACAUACAAUUGAUAAUGAGGAUGAAAGUCUUCGAUUAAGAAAUCUUAAUGUUAAUCUUACACAAGUAAGAAAUGAAGGUUUAGAUAAUAAUCAUUCGAAAUUUACUCGAUGCAUUGGAAAAUUAUCUGAAAAAUUACUUUCAUCAGCAGCAUCAGCUAAUGAUGUUAAUGAAGCACGAUGUAAUGCACUUGUAUGUGAACCAAGAUUGGAAAAAUUUCGAAUCAGUCCUCAAGAUUAUGCACUUGUUAUGAUGACUGAUAAACUCUAUGAAAUGUAUUUAAAAACAGGUAUUUCUGAAGAAGAAAUUCCAACUGAUUUUAUUGCUCUUCUUUAUGAAUCUAUAAAGACAGUCAAUCCAGCACAACGUAUUCUUACUACAAUUGAAGAGCGAUUACAAAAAAUGAAUGAUUGUAUUAACGAAGACAUUGCUCUUCAAGAUAUGGGUUUACUUAUUCAUUUUUUUCAUCAACCAAAAAAUAUAAAUCAAAAUCCUCAAUUAUCAAUUAAACCAAAUACAAUACGACGAAUUGUUGAUGGUGAAGUAACUGUUGAUGAAGUCAAAAAUUUUAUUAUCAAACAUAAUGAAAUACAACAAAAACGAGAAAAAAAUCGUAAUGCAUCAAGAACUACUGGACAUAAGCGUGAAAAUCAAACACAUUCCAGUACAAUUGAACCAUUUGUUCGAUUUGAUGUUUAUGAAAAAUUAUUAAAUGAUAAUGAAGAAUUACGUCAAGCAGACAAAUUUAUUACUGAUCUUCUUUAUACUCAAUCGACAUCUGCUAUGGAUGAGAAAUUAACAGAAUUUUUAAAAGAACAUCCAACUUUAAAAUGUGAUUGA
Messenger RNA from Rotaria sordida, 1865 nucleotides. Lineage: Eukaryota; Metazoa; Rotifera; Eurotatoria; Philodinida; Philodinidae. The record is from the annotation of a GenBank genome assembly.